Closterium sp. NIES-65 is the source of this 636-nucleotide messenger RNA. The record is from the annotation of a GenBank genome assembly. Lineage: Eukaryota; Viridiplantae; Streptophyta; Zygnematophyceae; Desmidiales; Closteriaceae.
AUGGUGGAUGCAACAGCGGUGGCUGGAGCAGGUUCAGCAGCGGCAGGAGGGGUUUCACCUUCUGUAUCUCAUCUUGAGAUUAGGGUAUCUGAGCAUACGUCAGCAGACACCCCGCCGACGUCAACCGACUACGGUAAAAUCUUCACUAACCUUCCAGCACUGGUAACAUCCAUCUCAUCAGCCAUCAUCGAGCCGUUGACUUCCAGCACCACCUCCGGCACUCCUGCUGGGACUGCUGGCGCUGGCGCUGCUGCUGCUGGUGCUGCUGCUGCUGGUGCUGGCGCUGCUGAUGCAGCACAGCCUACUUCGACAGGCACAGCAGGACAGGAGUCGACGAGGGGUUCAGGGAGAGAGGGAGAGGGAACAGGAGGGGUAUAUUUUGACGAGCCUCAGCGUGGUUCAGUCGGUGGUAUGGGGGAAGGGGAAGGGAUUGUUUACCCUCCCAUUCCUGCAGGUCCGCUGUAUGAUGACUUGCAUCCAGGAGGGGGAGCUGGGAUCAUGCCUUCAAGACCUGGUUUUGGUGGAGGAAGCAUGCUUGUAGGGCCUCAUGAUCCAAGGGGAAUGCCACCAGGGGCUCGCUUUGAUCCGUUUGGACCUCCAGGGAUUCCGGGCUUCGAGCCUGGCAGAUUUGGGUAA